This is a messenger RNA of Corticium candelabrum, 2360 nucleotides long. Its product is annotated as intraflagellar transport protein 122 homolog. The transcript is spliced from 28 exons. Gene Ontology annotation, biological process: intraciliary retrograde transport; non-motile cilium assembly; protein localization to cilium. Bases 123 to 2246 code for a protein of 707 amino acids. Gene Ontology annotation, cellular component: intraciliary transport particle A; non-motile cilium. NCBI's taxonomy places the organism in Eukaryota, Metazoa, Porifera, Homoscleromorpha, Homosclerophorida, Plakinidae. The record is from RefSeq and is a predicted model, not a curated record.
UUGCCAUCUUCCUUGACAACUCAUUUCCUGUAUUGCAACUAAAGCAUCACACGUCAAUACGUUGUCUCGACUUGAGUGCAAGUCGUACAAAGCUUGCUGUUGUUGAUGAGAGCAAUUCUUGCAUGGUGUAUGACUUGAAGACAAAGGAGCUGCUAUUUCAAGAACCAAAUGCAAACAGUGUUGCAUGGAAUACACACAACGAGAAUAUGCUAUGCUUUACGGGAAAUGGUCUUCUCAAUAUCAAAGCAAGCAACUUCCCUGUUCAUCAACAAGUGAUGCAGGGAUUUGUUGUCGGAUUCAGUGGGUCAAAGAUUUUUUGUUUGCAUAGCCAUUCAAUUAGCUCUGUGGACGUUCCGCAGUCUGCUCCUAUGUGUCAAUAUUUGGAGAAGAAGAUGUUUCUUGAUGCCUAUCAGGUAGCUUGUUUGGGUGUAACUGAAGGAGACUGGAGGGCACUAGCGAUGGAAGCAUUGGAGGGACUUGACUUUGAAAUUGCAAAGAAAGCUUUUAUUCGGAUCAGAGAGCUUCGUUAUCUUGAGCUAGUACACAAUAUUGAGGAACGUAAACGACGCGGAGAGACCAACAAUGACAUUUUUUUAGCAGAUGUUUAUUCAUAUGAGGGUAAACACCAAGAGGCAGCACGUCUCUACAAACAAGCUGGCUAUGCCUCAAAGGCAAUGGACAUGUUUUCAGAUUUGAGACAGUUUGAACAUGCGAAAGAGUAUCUCGGUACUGCUAAUGUAGGGAACGUACAACAGUUGAUAAAAAAGCAAGCAGAAUGGUGCAACACUUCUAAUGACCCAAGAGCUGCAAGUGAAAUGUAUAUUUAUGCUGGAGAUUUUAUGAAAGGGAUAGAAAUCGUUGGACAGAAUGGCUGGAUGGAAAAGCUAAUGGAAAUUGCACGUAGUCUCAACAAAACACAGAGAGAUGAACUGGCUCUUUGUGCUCAUUAUUUCAAACAUCAUGGUCAUCAUAUACAUGCUGCUGACAUUUACACACGAAUGAAUGACGUGAAGUCUUUGGUUGAUCUUCAUGUUGAAGCUUGUCACUGGGAAGAAGCAUUUUCUCUUGUAGAAGAACACCCACAAUUUAAGGAUGCUAUCUAUAUGCCUUAUGCCACAUGGUUGGCUGAGAACGAUCGGUUUGAUGAAGCACAGAAAGCUUUUCAUCAAGCAGGCAGAAGCGGCCAUGCAUCACAUGUGUUGGAACAGUUGUUGCAGAAUGCUGUCAAUGAGAAGAGGUUUGGUGAUGCGAGUUACUACUAUUGGGUGCUUGCUAAGCAAUGUUUAGACAAUGCUCAUGAGCAGCUGCAAGACAGAGCAUUUGCUCAAAGCAUGAUUGACAAGUUCUCUGAUUACCAUCAGAAGGCAGACAUCUACCACAGCUAUGAUGCUAUACAGAAAUACAUAGAUGAACCAUUUACAUCUCAUCUGCCUGAGGCUCUUUUUCAUAUGGCACGAUAUCUCUUUCAUUUACUGAACAGAGAAAAUGAGUUACCAGCUGGAGUAUCAAAAGCGAAGGUGUUGAUUGCAUUAGCCAAGCUGGGUCGAAAUUUAGGAGCGUACAAGGUGGCAAGACAUGCAUUUGAAAAACUUCAGGCAAUGAGGAUUUUGAAUUCAUUUCAAGACACUAUUGAUAUAGGGAGUGUCACAAUACGAUCUAAACCAUUUCAUGAUCAAGAGGAGCUUCUUCCAAUGUGUUAUCGUUGCUCCACCACUAAUCCUCUUAUCAACAGUCAAGGAAACUGUUGUGUCAAUUGUCAACAACCAUUUGUUUAUUCCUUCUUUAGUUUUGACAUUCUUCCUCUUGUGAUGUUUACAUUGGAAGAUGAUAUUAAUGAUGAGGAGGCAAUUGAGCUGAUUCAGAUGGACCCUCCUGCAAAAAAGAGCAAAGGGCGAUGGCAGGAAUUACAAUCAGAAGGCGUCCAAACAUUGCAACUAUCUGAUGGUUUGGAUGAAGAACCAGAGAAUGAUUUAUUUGGUGCUCGUCUAUUAAACUUUGAGCCUGGAGCUGCAGAUUUUGUUCCUGUACAAGUAGAUCGAGCCAUUUUGAAAUCUCUUUAUUCAUCUGAAGUUUUAAUUCAGAAGUGGCCUUCUCCAAUUAGAUGGACAUUUUAUCGCAACUUGAUGCCAGACAUGACUAUUACUGUUGAUCCUCAGUCUUUCAAAAUGUUUGCUGCAGAAGACUAUGAGCUGCUUGUUUUGCAAAAGAAGCUACCUUUUACACACAGCAGCCAGCGGCUCCUGUAAUAAUUGUAGGUUGUGCAACAGGCUCAUGAUAAAAAUAGUUCUUACUGAAAACGUAGAUUUUCUCACGAUACUAUGGAAUCAUUAGAGAUUUUGAGUAUAUCAUUGUUCUUGUCA